UUCCCGUGACGGACGCAACUAUAGUGAAGCGCAUCAAUCAACACAGAGAAAAAAGCUAAGCAGCAAUUACACAAGAGUCCCACUGGGUAGAUAACGGAAAAUUUAAAAAUAUCGUUUUUUUAUACAGAAAAAUUCAACACUUGACUGAAAUAAAUGUAAUUUAAAUAAAAAACUUAAGUAAUAAAAGGGAUAAUAGCAAAAAAUUUCGGUAUCCUGGCUUUUUUGCCGUUUUUGGCAAACACUUUAAGCGAUUCGAAAGAAAUUUCAUACAUAUAUACGUUUCACCAAAAACGGGUCAAGUAAGAAAAUAACUGAAAAAUAUUUAUUAAAAAGUAAGUUUUCGCAUUCGUAAAGGAAAAAUCCAGCUAUCGAUUACACCUGCGGAAAACUUUUAAGAAAAGAAAAACCAGUUAGUGCUAAUUGCUGGUGGCACUGUGAGGCACUCAUAGCAGCAGAAGGGAAAAUAUUGAUUUGUAACAUAAAUCAAAAUCGUUGCCAGCGAAAAUUUCCAUAGCAAAAACAAAGAACAAAGCAUUGGCGGCUAACAAAGUUCGGCGUAAGCAGCGAACCCUUUACGAAUUGCAGCGAAAAGGCUGAAACGAAAUCGCACUGUGAGCUGUGAAGUAAACUGGAACGCAGGCAGCUAAAACAAAUAGUAAUACUUUAAGGCGCAUAACAACAACUUACUAAGAAUUAAGGCUAAAGUCACUGCUGGUGUAAUAAGGAACAAUUUGUCAGUGAGAAAGACAGUGCUGGCCCAAAAGAGUGGUGAUAACGAGCGUGCGAAAGGGUAUAACCUGAUUUAAAGCGGAAAAGGAUAUCGUGAGAGAGGAAAUACUAAAGAAGUGGGACUGAGGGAGUUCGUAUUUGGCAGAAGAACUAGAGAGUUCGACUACAAGGAGUUCAAAUAAACCAAGCACAUAUUUACUACCUUUUCUUAACCAACAGGCAGUGCAACUAAGCAAGAGAAGCAGCCAACACCUUAUUGCUGCGUACCGUGUGCCCUCUCGUAUGCACAUAGAGUACACGUUGUCGUAUACGUAACAAAUUUUAUUAAGCGCUCACCUUGACUCACUUUCAUUGAGUAUUUAGUCCUACAGCUUUUUCGCCAAAACCAGAAAAAUGUCGCCAUAAAUAUAUAAAACACGCAACGGUUAACUUGGCCAAGAACAAGUUGAACUUCCGCUUAAAAUUCUACAAUAUUUUGAUAAUUUGAACUUUAUAUACGUUAACUAGCCGAAAAGCAUAAAAAAACAAGAGACUACAAAAAAUCUACUACUUAAAUAGUACUAGCAACAAUAAAAAGUUUUGUGCCAAAGGCAGCGCCGUAAAAAGUAAAUAUUUUACUUGUACUCAAACACCUUUUUGUAAUCAACUGUUUUAAAUACGUUCUUGUGUUGUUUUUUUUUUUUUUAUAUACAUUUAACAAAUUUUGCGUCAAUUACCGUUAACCGCAUUUCAAUCGACUGCUUGCUGGUUAGUAGAACGCAGCAGCCGCAGCGACAUCACCAAAGUUUUGCCGUUGCCGUUGUUGUCGGGGUGGUCGCCGUCGUCGUCGUAGUCGUCGGUGACAUCCGCUGUUCGGUGCCAUCGCUCACUUCGUAACUCAAAAUAAAAAUUCCGCCGACGUUGGUCUUGUCGCAACUAUUCGCUUGCAUCAAAAAAAGCCGAUUUAAACCAAUGCAUUUAGGUUUCAAACGUGCAAAACGCCAAAACCAAAAACGUUUUUCGAUUAGUAAAAAAUGUCUUUGCCCCGAGAAUGGAAUCUUCCGAAUUCACGGGGACCGUUUCACUGCACGAGUGAACCGUACCCAACUGGUGGAGUCCAGCACCAGUCGGGAGGGUUCAUUCGCUCAUCCACGGACAGUGUUGGUGAACCUGGCGUUUACAUCACCGAUCAGCAUAAUCAUCACGCCGCCACCGAUAUACCACCAUCGCCGCCACCAUCUCUCGUCGGCGAUUCGUGUGAACUACCGACUGCUGUUGCUUGCUCUCAGCCCGCCCCACAAUCAUUGCUUACCGAGUGUCAACAGUCAACUGGCUCGCUCUUCUCAGUUGUCUCGGCGCCACCGGUGCCGCUUGCAGAGCUCGACGUUAAGCAAGUGGAUUCACUCAAUAGCGGUGGACUUGCCAAAGUCAUGGGCAUCGGCGGAGGGCUUGGACUGCAAGCGGGUGUCGGGUUGGGCUUCUCAACAAUGGGCGGUAGUGCGCAAAACGCAUAUUCCACCACGUCAAUGGACGCAGCCACCGCCGCCACGGUAUUGGCUGCGGGUGCAGCAAUCGGCUGCACAAUGGAUGGCACGGCCACCAUCGCUGGCACCACCACCCAUGGAAUACAACGCCGCCCGGCCACGUUGCCCAUUAAUACGCCCUACUGUCCGGCUCCGACUAGUCGCACUUUACACGCCAGCCUCUUGGAACAUCAAAUUACCGAAAUUGAAGAGGAGGACAAUGAAAAUCUGUUGACUGUCUCCAGUAUUACAGCGCGGCCUCUAAUCGCCAAAUCGCGUGAGAUACGUUCGAACCGUCAACUACAGUUGAUCGAACAAGCCGCGAAACGUGGGGGUAAACAGCCAAGACGCGCUAAUGCGUCUGCACGCGCCGCCGACGGCAGUGGCGCCGAUACGGAUCAGUGCGUUGCGGGCAAGCGCACAACCUCUGCUUCUUCACGUUCCUCUGUUAAUGCCGAUCCACCAGAUGGAGGAUACGGCUGGUUAAUUGUUUUUGGUGCUUUUUCUGUACAAUUUUGGGUUGCCGGAUUGGUCAAAUCCUAUGGUGUACUUUAUGUGGAAAUUAUGGAAACAUUUCCGAGCUCUACGGCUACUGUGGCUUCCUGGAUACCAGCCAUACUUUCAGCGCUGUGUUUGGUUUUGGCGCCUGUAUCCAGCGCACUUUGUCAGCGGUUUUCUUGCCGGUCAGUUGUUUUUGUAGGUGGACUCUUCUGUGCACUGGGUCUAAUGUUGAGCUACUUUGCGACCAGCUUACUACAUUUACUAAUAACAUUUGGAGUUUUGACAGGCAUUGGUGGCGGUCUUUCCACAACGCCUGGAGUAGUUAUUGUGUCACAGUACUUCGACAAACAUCGCGCGCUAGCUAACGGCAUCUGUGUAUCGGGCACCGCUGCAGGUAGUUUUAUACUACCGGUGCUCAUUAAACAUUUGGCAGAGGCUUUCGGAUUCCACGGAACGAUAUUAAUUUUAGGCUGUUGCAUGUUUCAUGUCUGCGUCUCAGCAACACUCUAUAGACCGUUAGAGGAUUACAAUAGCGAGCAUGGCAAGUUGAACGAGGACGAAGAGGAAUCGGCCAAACCGCUGAACGAUAUAAAUCCCAGCACCACGGGUAUGCUAACUAGCUCCACAUAUUUGGACACAUGUGAUGCUACGCUCAAUAAUAAAUUCAUCGAGCACCUCUUCAUGGAAGAAUCAAAGAAUCGUCUAAACGAUCUGUACUCUGGCAAAGAAAGUGCAAAUGAAAAACAAAACACCGCUGCACAGGAAAGUGAUGACGAAGUCAAGGAUGUCAUUGGCGAGACCACAUUCAUUAAGCCAAUGAAGAAAGUGCGCAGUUCGGGUAUUAUGCACUCCGUGGAAGAUCUCAGCACAGAUUCCACUUGGAUGUAUCGCAAGAAUUCGGGCACCGAUUCAAAUCGUGGCAGCCGCCGACGUCGUAAUGUUUUUGCCAACGAUGAGAUCAUCUCGAAGAUAAAGGCACAUCUGGAAAAACCGCUCUCACCACCUGCCGUGGUAACACGUGGACUUAGCAAAAGCAUGGAGAUACCAACACCAGUUAGUAAUUUCACUGACCUAAACAAGCGUGGUGAACUGCAUGACCUCAGCGGCGCUAUAGUGACUCAACCACCAAUUCGCGUUGGCGCAAGUGAUGGCGAGGACGAAGAUGAUGACGAUGAGCCACGCACUUGUUGUGAUCGCAUCGAAAUGUAUUUGGAUAUAAGUUUGUUAAAGGAUACUACUUUCAUACUGAUGUGCUUGUCGGUGACAUUGAUGUCGGUCGGUUGUCCCUACAUGCUUUACUACCUACCAGCGCACGUUAUUUCAAUUGGAAACAACAAAAGCCAAGCUGGCUACCUUGUCGCCGUGAGCGCUGUGCUGGAUUUAUGUGGUCGUUUGGGACUUGGCUGGUUGUCAGAUUUGCAACUCUUUGAUCGCAAAAAGACUUAUAUUUUUUGUAUACUCGGCGCUGGUAUUGCCGUACUCACCAUACCAUCGGAGAAUUCUCUGUAUUUAAUAGGUGUAUCCGCUGCUAUUUAUGGUUUCUGUUUGGGCAGCUGGUAUGUUUUGAUGCCAGUAUUGUUAGCUGAUAUCUUCGGUACGGAUCGUAUUAGUUCCAGCUAUGGCUUGGUGCGUAUGUUCCAGAGCAUCGGCGCUAUCUCAGUGCCACCUUUGGCAGGUUUCCUGCGAGACGUUACAGGUAGCUACGCGAUUUGCUUCUAUUGUAUGGGCGCUUGCAUGGUCUUGGGCAGCAUUCCGCUGCUAGUUUCGGCGUUAAUGGAAAGCCGGGACAGCGAUCCAUUCGAACAACCUGACGAGAGUGAUGAAAACUCUACGGUAUCCUAAGUGGUGAUAAAUGUUUCGAAGAUUUUCGAAAUGGAUGAAAUAUAUUCUUAAUAAGUGUUUUCUGACAAAUUUAAAUACCUAAACCCGGAAAGAUCUGUGAAAUCGGAGUUUGUGGAUAGUACGUAAAUUAUACAAUUAAUCGUACCCAUGCUAUUCGCUAGUAGCUACUCGUAUUUAGCGCAGUUUUGAUGUUGAAAGAGCUUCUAAAUUCGUGUUGACAUCUCUGUAUGUGUAAUUAACAAAUUAACGUAGAAAAGUAGUAAUAACAAUAAUUCCGUAUGUAUUUUAAAUGAAUACGCCCACACAUGCAAUAUUUUGCUGUACUAGUAGAUUAUACAUAGAAUUUUAAACACUGUAUACCACAGCUCUCUACCAAAGACAAAUUGCAUACGGCCAUAGACCUUGGUAUACUUGUUCCUGACUCAAAUGCAGUAAAACGAAUUUAUUUUGGAAAAUUAAAGUUUAAGUAUCCACAUGCAAAUUUAUGUAGUCACAGCCCAUAUUUUUAGCUGAAGAAUUUCCUAUUUUUAACCGACUUCAAAAAAAGAAGGAAGGUCAUCAAUUCGUCGGAA
This is a messenger RNA of Rhagoletis zephyria (snowberry fruit fly), 5146 nucleotides long. It is a transcript of the gene Sln, whose product is annotated as monocarboxylic acid transporter silnoon. Lineage: Eukaryota; Metazoa; Arthropoda; Insecta; Diptera; Tephritidae. The record is from RefSeq and is a predicted model, not a curated record. Gene Ontology annotation, biological process: monocarboxylic acid transport; transmembrane transport. Gene Ontology annotation, molecular function: monocarboxylic acid transmembrane transporter activity.